CAACGUCGCCAUAGCAUAUUCCAACAUAUUUUUCAACGCAUAGUUCACUCAUUAUUCUUAUUUUCAAUUCAAGCACAAAGAAAUGAUACUCCGAAUACACCUUUGAACCCAUAUCGCUGGUGACCAACCCCAGUUUCGUCGCAUGCAAGUAUACGCCACGACGCAAAUAACAUGACGCACGGAAAUCGCAAGCAGACGCUGGAGGAGCGACGUAAAGGUGAACUGGCGCUCAGCGACUUUGUCGAAUAUGUCGAGAAGCAGCAAGCGCAUCGCGCUCCUCUGCACCGUGAUGUCCGUGGAGCAUCCGUAGCACCCAGCGACAGCGGCUAUUCCACCGUGAGCCAGGUGACGACAACAGAAGACCAUGCGGAGCUCGAUAUUCUUGACCAGCUAGGGCUGUCUGACAAUACAGGCCAGGUAGAGCUAAAACAACUGCUUCUGGAUGACUCGGCUACCGCAGAUGAUACGCUGCAACAACUCGCCGGUGUAGUACAGGCUCGACUUGGUGAAGGUCGUGGGGAAACAAUUUUCGACCUUGGACAGGAAGACAAUGGGGAUUGGAUGGGCUUCAACAAAGCACAGUGGGACACCGCCCUAGAGCGGCUCCGCAGAGCCGCACAAACGCUUCGGGCUGACUGUAAAGUGCUACUAACCUACAAUGUCGGUGGUCCAGAAGAGGUGGAAUCUAAAAACGAACGGAUCAAGCAUGCUUACGGCAAAAUUCUCAUUCGACAAGCUCCAGCGUCGCCUGAGGACGUGAUUGAAACUAGAAUUGCGGUAGUUGGAAAUGUGGAUGCCGGAAAAAGCACCUUGCUUGGUGUUCUUGUCAAGGGUAAACUCGACGAUGGCCGUGGAAGAGCAAGGAUCAAUCUCUUCCGCCACAAGCAUGAAAUCGAGAGUGGUCGAACGAGUUCAGUAGGCAUGGAAAUAAUGGGAUUCGAUACCCAUGGUGAGAUUGUUGGACGUGGGCAAGGACGCAAACAAUCUUGGGAGGAAAUCGGCAGGCAAUCUGCCAAAGUAAUUUCCUUCACAGAUCUGGCUGGGCAUGAACGCUAUCUACGUACCACUGUUUUCGGAUUGUUGAGCAGCAGCCCUAAUUACUGCCUGCUUAUGGUUGCUGCAAAUAAUGGCAUAAUCGGAAUGAGCAAAGAGCACCUUGGAAUCGCAUUGUCUCUGAAUGUUCCCGUCAUGGUGGUCAUUACCAAAAUAGAUAUCUGCCCGCCCAAUAUCCUCCAGCAGACCCUCACCCAGUUGACUCGCAUCCUCAAAUCUCCAGGUGCUCGGAAAAUACCCAUAUUCAUCAAAAACAUGGAGGAAACCGUUAACACAGCGACCCAAUUCGUUAACCAGCGGAUAUGUCCUAUAUUCCAGGUGUCCAACGUGACAGGAGAGUCUCUUGAUCUUGUCCGGACCUUCUUAAACAUCCUUCCACAUCAUGGACAGUACGACGCUGACGCACCCUUCGAGUUCCUGGUGAAUGAUACCUUCUCUGUUCCUUUCGUGGGAACUGUUGUUUCUGGCGUUGUUAAAUCAGGGGUGGUCCAUGCCGGAGAUUCCAUAAUGAUUGGCCCAGAUUCGCUUGGCCAGUUCCGGACAACAACUAUCAAGUCUAUUGAACGAAAACGUAUAGCCGUGCAUGCCUGCUCUGCUGGGCAGUCUGCUUCUUUCGCCCUCAAAGGUGUUCGUAGAAAAGAGGUGCGUAAGGGCAUGGUCGUUCUCCCAAAACUUGACCAGCCUCCAAAAGUGUAUCGCGAAUUUGUCGCUGAAGUCCUGAUUCUUUCUCAUGCAACUACCAUCAAAACAAAGUAUCAGGCUAUGCUUCACGUUGGCGCGGUGAGUCAGACUUGUGCCAUAAUCGACAUAGACCGUGACUAUAUCCGCACUGGGGACCGGGCUCUAGUUGCAUUCCGUUUCAUUCAACGCCCUGAGUUCGUAUCAGUUGGCGAUCGGAUCCUGUUCCGCGAGGGUAGAACUAAAGGGUUAGGGAUUGUGAAAGCAGUGUGCUAUGACCCCAGCAAUCCACUGAACCCAAAAAGUAAAGAGAACGCCGAAGGGAACGGUCAAGUACCACAGCGACAGACUAAAUAACGAAUUCAUGCUUCUCUUUUUUUGUUUGGACGGUAUGUGUAUCUGGUCCCAUCGGCGUUCCUACAUUAGCCAUUGAUCAUCUGAUAAAAGUUCUGCUCUUUGCGGACUUAUGCAAUUGGUGUUCAUAGACGACUAUCACGACUGUUUUGGAUGCUUUAUUCGCACGUUUUGCUCAAGUUCACUACUUUCCCAUUGUUAUUUCACUCAGCUUCACCUUUGAUGUGCAUAUUGAUUUUGCUUUUUUCUACUUCGUUUGGUUUUGGGGUUCCUUCGUCUCAUUCGCUCCAAGUUGCUCAAAAUCUCACGUACAAGUGCGGUAAAUACAUAAGAGCCUUGUACAAUUUUUGCGUUGGAAUAGAUGAAGCAAGUGUUGGAGAUAUACACUUGCUUUGUCU
Histoplasma capsulatum G186AR is the source of this 2483-nucleotide messenger RNA. Its product is annotated as GTP-binding protein. Gene Ontology annotation, molecular function: translation elongation factor activity; GTPase activity; GTP binding. The transcript is spliced from 3 exons. Gene Ontology annotation, biological process: translational elongation. Lineage: Eukaryota; Fungi; Ascomycota; Eurotiomycetes; Onygenales; Ajellomycetaceae. The record is from RefSeq and is a predicted model, not a curated record. The coding region runs from base 172 to 2088 and encodes 638 amino acids.